GUCGUCCAGCGACCAUCAGGGGCUACUUAAUAAAAGGUCCACCAAGGAUUUCGUUCCCACCCUAUCCCUCCUUUCCCUUUCACUUCAGCCUUUCGUUUUCUUUUCCUUGCGAGGCCUGGACGCCUGCAGCUUCACCUUCUUUCCAUCAAGCCCACUUGUUCGUCAUUAUGCUCGCCCGUGCGACUCUUUUUGCAUCCGCUGCCGCUUUGUUGGCGUCCCAAGUCCUUGCUCAUCCUGUGUUUCUCCAACGCGAGGUCGUUGCACGAUCUCCAGCUCCUCUGGAUCUCAUCACUGCAUAUACUGCUGACGUGUCCAAGAGGCAAAUCAUAUCUUCCGAGAUCCCUACCAGGAGCAUUGAUGGUGUCAUAACUCUGUACGACAAACGGGACGAUGUCCCCGUUCAAGAUGCUUCGAAAAGUCCGGACGGGAACAUCGUUCCCUACAAGAAACGGGAUGAUGUCCCAGUUCAAGACGCCUCGAAAAGCCCUGAUGGAAACAUUGUUCCCUACAAACGGGACGACGUUCCAGUUCAAGAUGCUUCGAAAAGCCCGGAUGGGAACAUCGUUCCCUACAAACGGGAUGAUGUCCCAGUUCAAGACGCUUCGAAAAGUCCUGAUGGGAAUAUCGUUCCGUAUAAGCGAGAUGUUCCAGAGGAGCAACCGUCUAAGAGUCCUGACGGAAACGUCGUACCGUAUGUCAAGCGAGAUAUACCCCUUCCCCUGCAUCUCGCAGUCAAGUCUGUCGGCGGAGAGAUCGAGCUUUAUUAAGUGCGGUGCAUGUGCAAUUGUGUUACAGGUCAAAGGAGGUGCGCUGGCAGCACAGGACUUUUUUACAGUAGAAGAGCGUAGUAUCAUUCUUACAAUUCGUACUUUUUUACUUGGGAACCCAAUCACUUCUUUUCAAACCUUGGAA
Messenger RNA from Desarmillaria tabescens, 912 nucleotides. RefSeq lists its product as uncharacterized. The transcript has 5 exons. The record is from RefSeq and is a predicted model, not a curated record. NCBI's taxonomy places the organism in Eukaryota, Fungi, Basidiomycota, Agaricomycetes, Agaricales, Physalacriaceae. Bases 168 to 767 code for a protein of 199 amino acids.